AUGGCAUCUCAGCUAUGUCUAGAGGACUACACCGUAGGGUGGAUCUGCGCCCUCCCAGUCGAGCUGGCAGCCGCGGAAGAAUUGCUCGAUGAGGAGCACGAGACCCCUCAAUACGAUGCCCGCGAUACAAAUAUUUACACCUGUGGAAGAAUUGGCAACCACAAGGUCGUGAUCGCUUGCCUGCCCGAAGGCCAGAUAGGCACCAACUCAGCUGCAGCAGUCGCCGUGCAGAUGAAGUCGACUUUCACCUCAACCCGCUUUGGUCUAAUGGUCGGCGUAGGAGGCGGCGUUCCCACCGAGGAUACUGAUGUGAGACUUGGUGAUGUCGUGGUCAGCAAGCCACAUAAGACACAUGGUGGAGUUGUCCAGUAUGACUCUGGGAAAGCUACCCAGACUGGGUUUGAGCGAGUAGGCUCGCUCAACUCGCCGCCUACGAUACUCCUGAACGCUGUUGCGAAAGUGAGGGCGAAGCACAUGAGGGGAAGAGGCAAGUGGCUGGAAUACCAUUCUAAACUUGUCACCCUGCCUGCAUUUGGGCGCGAAGCUGCUGGUGUAGACGUUCUUUUCGAAGCGGAGUACAACCACGAGGGAGGGGCUACAUGUAGAGAAUGUAACCAAGAUCGUUUGUUAGCUCGAGAACCAAGCCGGCGGGAAGUGGUAGUACAUUAUGGAACAAUCGCAUCUGGUAACCAGGUUAUAAAGACGGCUGUCGAGAGAGACAGACUUAGCGCAGAGCUUGGUGGGGUGCUUUGUUUCGAGAUGGAGGCUGCAGGCCUCAUGAACAGCUUCCCUUGUCUAGUGAUUCGGGGUAUCUGCGAUUACGCUGACUCACACAAGAAUAAGCAAUGGCAGAUGUAUGCAGCAGGGACGGCAGCAGCUUACGCAAAGGAAGUGCUAUCAAUGAUUCCGUCAGACCAGGUGCAGGCACAAAGGAAGAUUGUCGACGUUCUCUCUAACCUCCAAGACACUGCAGCAAAGCACCAGGUUAUUGCAGAAGAGCAUUUAGACAUUGCGCGGGAGCAUUUAGAGAUGCAACACACAGUACGCGAGAAAGAGUGCCUCCAGUUAUUUCGUCUUACCAAGAGCACUCAGGAUGCCACCUACGAGUGGUAUAAGGAUCGCAUAGAAGACCGGGUAGAAGGCACAUGCAAUUGGUUUCUUGAACACAUCCACUUCCGGGAAUGGCUCAAACAAGUCUCGGGGCCGCUGUUAGUCUCCGCAGACCCUGGGUGUGGUAAGUCAGUCUUAGCCAAGUAUCUAGUAGACUAUGUCUUACGAGAUUCGGCGACUGUCUGCUACUUCUUCUUCAAAGAUCGGGACCAGAAUACUGCCCGCCAAGCGCUCUGCGCUCUGCUACACCAACUCUUCUGCCAGAAACCAAGUUUACUUCGACACGCUAUGAAACACUACGAACAGGAUGGUAAGGGGCUAGUUGACUCAUCAAAGUCGCUCUGGUCAAUCUUGGAAAACGCAGUGCAAGAUAGUGAAACAGGACCCAUCAUCAUAGUUCUAGAUGCCUUGGAUGAGUGUGCCGAGCCAGAAUUCGAGGAUCUGAUGCGCAACAUCGAGAACCGGUCUCGCAACAGUAAUGGAACACUAAGAUAUCUCAUGACGAGCCGGCCAUACCAACAGAUUGUAGGGAAAUUUCAAGGCUUGAUGGAGUUAUUCCCACAUAUUCAUAUACCUGGGGAAGAGGAAUCGGAAACCAUCAGUCAUGAAGUCAACCUUGUUAUCGACCACCGGGUCAGACAGUUAGCAAAGGACGAACUACUUUCAAAGGAAAUCGAAACUGCUCUACGAGAUUCAUUGCUUGAGAUCGAACACCGCACCUACCUUUGGGUGUAUCUAGUAUUUAACUAUUUGAAGUCUGAAGGAUUUAAGAAGACUAAGAAGGGAGUUUGCUCAGCUAUCAAAUCGCUACCAAGAACUGUCAGCCAGGCGUAUGAGAAGAUUUUGAGCAAGUCUAAAGAUCAGCCAAUAGUCCGCAAGGUUUUGACCACCCUGUUGGCCGCAGCGCGAGCAUUCACGGUUUUAGAGCUGAAUAUCGCCACAGAGAUACAAGGGACUACACAAUCAUGGCAAGAGCUGGAUCUUGAAAGCGAAGAAGAUUUCAAAUGUCGUCUGAGAUCUUGGUGUGGGCUGUUCGUCUCAGUCUAUCAAGGAAAGGUAUAUUUUCUUCAUCAGACCGCUCGCGAAUUUCUCAUCGCGGAUGUGUCACCAUCUGCCAGCGUGACUCAAAGCGCACAAUGGGAACAAUCAAUUGCAAUACAUCACGCGCACAAGAUUCUCGCGGAACAGUGUCUACAUUACAUCGGCUUCUACGACUCGCAAACAAGAUCCGAGAGAGAUACUCUAGUGCAAAAUAGGCAACAUCAUAGCGCACACAGCUUCUUUGAAUACUCUAGUGAGUUUUGGACUAUGCAUUUCCAGGAAGCCAACUUAAGCAGUGGGAAAGAUGCUGCUCUGUUGCAACUUGGAUGCAAAGUAUCGAAUCCGAAGUCUAUGUGUUUCUUAAAAUGGACUAGAAUACAACAACACCGAUAUGCUUCCCGACACUUCAAGGAUGCAUCCCAUCUAACUAUUGUGUCGUUGUUCGGACACAAUGAAGUUGUCAAGAUGCUGCUCGACAAGGGCGCUGACGUUAACGCCCAGGGUGGGUUCUAUGGCAACGCGCUAUAUGCAGCUUCAGAGGAAGGCCACGAACAGGUCGUCGAGAUGCUUCUCAACGCGGGCGCCAGCUUCAAUAGCUACUUCGAUUACCUAGGUCAAUCAUACAGCGACGCUCUAGAGCUAGCUUUAUCAAGAGGCGAUGAUCAAGUAGUCGAGAUACUGCUCAACGCAGAUGCUCCUUACGAAGAGUCGUAUGACAGCGAUAGCGACGACUCCUAG
Messenger RNA from Bipolaris victoriae FI3, 2889 nucleotides. RefSeq lists its product as hypothetical. Gene Ontology annotation, molecular function: protein binding; catalytic activity. The transcript is spliced from 2 exons. The coding region runs from base 1 to 2889 and encodes 962 amino acids. NCBI's taxonomy places the organism in Eukaryota, Fungi, Ascomycota, Dothideomycetes, Pleosporales, Pleosporaceae. The record is from RefSeq and is a predicted model, not a curated record. Gene Ontology annotation, biological process: nucleoside metabolic process.